AUUUCUGGUGUUCUGUGUAUUCUGGUGUUCUGUGUAUUCUGGUGUUCUGUGAUUUCUGUGUAUUCUGAUUUCUGUGUUUUUUGUUGUCCUGUGUAUUCUGAUGCUCUGUGUAUUCUGAUGCUCUGUGUAUUCUGAUGUUCUGUGAUUUCUAUGUAUUCUGAUGCUCUGUGUUUUUUGUUGUCCUGUGUAUUCUGAUGCUCUGUGUUUCCUGGCUUCCUGUAUUUUCUGUUGUUUUGGCUUCCUGGUUUCCUGUGGUAUUCUUCGAUCAAUCCUCUAUUCCUGUUACGUUUCGUGCGCUCCAGUUACUCUUCUUCGCUCCGCUUUUUCUCCCUCAUUAUUACUCAUUUACUUCUCCUGUCUUACCCGAUGCUCUGCCAGCACCCUUCCAGUAACUUCUCAGUCUUCUAACCAUCUUCGAAUGAUUCUCUACCCAUCUUCUCUCAAUCUUCUAAACAUCUCCAAAUAAUCCCCAAAUCUCAUAAGGAUCUGCCCUAGACACUGUUUGUCCUCCCACCGCCUGCCUGCGGUGACCAGCUUCCCAGCCCUGCUGGCCCUAUA
Metschnikowia bicuspidata var. bicuspidata NRRL YB-4993 is the source of this 558-nucleotide messenger RNA. RefSeq lists its product as uncharacterized. The record is from RefSeq and is a predicted model, not a curated record. Bases 161 to 466 code for a protein of 101 amino acids. Lineage: Eukaryota; Fungi; Ascomycota; Pichiomycetes; Serinales; Metschnikowiaceae. The transcript has a single exon.